UUGAAAUUUUUCUUCAGUUCAAUUCGGUUCGGAUCAAGAUUCGGUGAAAUUUUUCUCGUUUGUUGUUCUCUCAGAUCGUAUUUUUACCUAAUCGACGUGCUACUUCAUAUCCAUUCUAUGUGUGUGAUAUACAUAUUUUAAGAUACCUAAUCGUGUUCUUGUAAAAAUGAUGCUGUAGUUCUAGUGAUCGUGUAAUCCGCAUAAUAUCUCUUCUGUUAUAAAUUUGCCGCUUAUUUUAUCCAAAAUGAGGUUUACUUGUGCAUUAAGGACAAUUUCAACAUUAUCGAAAAUGAUCGACUUCUAUUCGCAAUUCAGUCCUUCGUCACUUUCCAUCAAGCAGUUCAUCGAUUUCGGUUUGAGUGCCUGUGAAAGAAAAUCAUUCCUGUUUCUAAGGAAAGAGUUACCAGUUCGAUUGGCAAACAUUAUGAAGGAGAUUCUCUUAUUGCCGGAAAAUUUAUUGAAAACUCCGUCGGUAGUUCGAUUGAACGAUUGGUACGCUCAGUCUUUCACCGAAAUAUUAGAAUUUGAGAAAGCAGAUGCUGAUGAUACUGAAACACUCGACAGAUUUUGUAAGUCUUUGGUGAAAAUACGUAACAGACAUGCCGACGUCGUCCAAACCAUGGCUCACGGUGUACUCGAGUUGAAAGAUUCCAACGAAAUUGAUUAUCAAACCGAACACAGUAUACAGUAUUUUCUCGAUCGAUUUUACAUGUCUCGUAUCAGCAUUCGUAUGCUGAUCAAUCAGCACACACUUCUUUUUGGCAAUGAAAUACUCAGUGAUUCUCAAACUAGACAUAUUGGUUGCAUUGAUCCGCAAUGUGAUAUUGUAGCCGUUGUUAAAGAUGCUUACGAUAAUGCUCGACUAUUAUGUGAUCAGUAUUAUUUGAGAUCGCCCGAAUUGACUGUAAAAGAAGUUAAUGCUCUACAACCAAAUGUUCCUGUAAAAAUCGUCUACGUUCCGUCUCAUUUGUAUCAUAUGAUUUUUGAAUUAUUUAAAAACUCAAUGAGAGCCGUAGUCGAACAUCAUGAAGAAGCCGAUGAUCUUCCAGAGAUCAAUGUGUACGUUGUAUGCGGCAAAGAAGACAUUUGCAUCAAGAUCUCAGAUCGUGGUGGAGGUAUUCCGAGAAGUCUUACCGAUCGUUUGUUUACGUACAUGUACUCAACCGCACCGAAACCGGCUGCUUCGGAUAUAAACACCGUACCACUGGCAGGUACGGUGAUGCACAGUUACGGUUACGGAUUACCUAUUUCACGUUUAUAUGCACGUUAUUUCCACGGUGAUUUAUCUUUAUUGUCGUGCGAUGGACUUGGUACAGACGCAAUCAUAUAUUUAAAAGCGUUAUCGAACGAAGCAAAUGAACUUCUACCCAUAUUCAAUAAGAAUUCGACGCGAUACUACCGUACAAUUAUACCGACCGGUGAUUGGAGCGGGAACCGGAGUUUUCAUUCUAAAAUACAUUCGUAAUUCCUACCUGUACCUACCCCGAUUGAAAAUUAAGCCAAAUUUUAUUAUUUUAUUUAAGCUGUAGUCGUAUAAUUAUCAUUUUAUCCUUGUUUUAAAAAAAAAUUCAAUUUUCAACCACCCUAGUCGAUAGUCUGAAUGAAUAUUGUUUUUACUAUGAACUGAAUUUUAAUUUAUACUUUUUUUAAUUGAUUUUUUUUGGAAAAAAAAGUUGUACAUUUAGAAACGGAUUUACCUUACCGAUUAUUAGUUUAUUGUGGGGUAAAAUUCUCCUCGUUGACGUUAUUCAGUUAAUACCUACUUGAGGAAUGACGUGAUAUGAGCAUAACACUGUCGUACAACAUGUCGUACGAUACUCUACCAACCUGUAGGAAAUGACUCGUGUGUUCUUGGAGCUGGCCUCCUGUUUGGAAACUUUCGUUUUAAUCGUUAGUUGGUACUAUUUUCUUUUGUAUUUAUUUUAUUUACUUAUUUAUUGGAGUAUACGAUUGCUUAUCAAUACGAGCUCUUGUUGUAACUUAAAUUAUACAGGGUAUUUGGUAAAUGCGUUUCUGUGUGUAUGUGAUAGCAGUUACCAGUCGAAAUGGCGAUGUGGAGUACCUAUAGAUCGUGUUUGUGAACCUUUUUUAAAAAAUUAAUUCGAGAAUCAUUUUGCUUUCAUGAAAUGUUUAUGUGGUGUGUUCUGUGUAGAUAUUUUUUUGAUAAACUAUUGUAUGGAAUUUAAUUGAAGUUCGCAUCACUGGUUGUAUAGUUUGUGUUACUUAAUUAUUUAUGUUUCCGAUUUGUGAUGUGAUUUUUGCAAAACUUUCCGAAAUAUAUGAAUAUGUGUGUUGA
Molecule: messenger RNA, 2296 nt
Organism: Planococcus citri (citrus mealybug)
Lineage: Eukaryota; Metazoa; Arthropoda; Insecta; Hemiptera; Pseudococcidae
Gene: Pdk
Product: pyruvate dehydrogenase kinase
Exons: 8
Coding region: 245-1465 (406 amino acids)
Biological process (GO): protein phosphorylation; regulation of glucose metabolic process
Cellular component (GO): mitochondrion
Molecular function (GO): pyruvate dehydrogenase (acetyl-transferring) kinase activity
Source: RefSeq, a predicted model, not a curated record